GAAAGACCUUCAGUGUUUGCAUGCAGAGUACGGUAGUAACAGGUUGAUCAUGUGUUCUGUGUUGGUUGCUUUAGUACUGCUCGUGUGUUUGUUGCAGCCAGCAGCGCUAGGGCUUCAAACACAGAACGUCCAGGCCGGUCAAGGGGAUUCCAAGAGAGUACUUGGACAGUCCGUCAAAGGCCAUGAAGUCGUGUUUCCUAUCAGAGUGAACUCAGAUGGCAAGACAUUCCCUUCAAAUCUUCAUUUUCGCAAUCGUAGACAGGCAGCAAAUUCGGAAGAGAGCUGGAACUCUACAGCGGCGUAUGUUAUCGAAGCAUUCGGUCAAAAGUUCCAUCUAAAUUUGAGAGAAGAUGAGGGAUUUUUAGCUGGCAGUUUUGUGUUUGAAUAUUCAGGGAAUAUGGGACAUGGAAAUGUUAAUGAUACUUUAACGGGGGAGUAUGGAGACGACACAAUACUGACAGAGCCGUCAUUUGGUGCCUUCAAAACUGAAAAUGGAACACAGUAUUAUGUGGAGCCUUUACCAAGUGAAGAUAGUAAAGACACGGUGGCUGAUGAGAACAGUAAACCACAUGUGAUUUACAAGCAUACUGAUUUGCCCCAUACACAGAAACCAAUCGAAUCAACUUGCGGGGUUAAAGAUCACCAUCAUCAUACACUUCUUCAGAGUGAACAGAGAAAAUCAACUCAAAGAAAUACAAAUCUUAAAUCAACAAAAUCACGUCAGAAAAGAUUUAAUUCAUAUGAAAGGUUUGUUGAAACCAUGAUAGCAGUUGAUAGUAAGAUGUUGGCCUACCAUGGCGGAGAUUUAGAGCACUAUGUUCUAACUCUCAUGGCAUUAGUAAGUAGCAUUUACAAAGAUAAAUCAAUUGGUAACUCUAUUAGUAUAACUGUGGUCAAGUUAAUUGUCAUUGAUGAACAGAAAGAUUCUCCAAAAAUAUCUUCACAUGCACCGAAUACACUCAAUCAUUUCUGCCAGUGGCAGCAAGAACAAAACACUGCAGAUGACAGUCACCCAAAUCAUCAUGAUACUGCUAUUCUGUUAACCAGACAAGACAUAUGCAGGUCAACUAACAAAUGCGAUACUCUCGGUUUAGCUGAAUUGGGUACAAUGUGUGAUCCAUUUCGCAGUUGUUCAAUUGUAGAAGAUAAUGGUCUGAGUGCUGCAUUCACGAUUGCUCAUGAACUUGGUCAUGUAUUUAACCUACCUCAUGAUGAUGAUCGAAACAAGUGUGCAAAAAACAAUACAGGAAAGUUGCAUGUAAUGGCACCAACUUUAACUUAUAACACAAACCCAUGGUCCUGGUCAGUCUGCAGUAAAAAUGAACUAACAGAAUUUUUAAAUCUUGGGCAUGGUGAGUGUUUAUUGGACAGGCCACCAAGUUCGAUGUAUGUCUUACCUAAAGCUCAGCCUGGAACUCAAUACAAUGUGAACAGACAAUGUGAACUGCUAAUUGGAGCCAAUUCAACCGUUUGCCCAUAUAUGAGAGCCUGUAAAAGGCUUUGGUGUACAAGUCCAUUUUCGUCUGAGGGCUGUAGAACACAACAUAUGCCCUGGGCAGAUGGUACAUGGUGUGAUGAAAAUAAGUGGUGCAUUCAGGGUGAGUGUAAAAAUAAAACUCAUAACAGCAAGCCUGUAAAUGGAGGCUGGGAUAAAUGGUCACCAUAUACACAGUGCUCAAGAACAUGCGGUGGUGGAGUAAAAUCAUCAGAGAGAUAUUGUACGAAUCCACAUCCAAAGAAUGGUGGUAAAUAUUGCAUUGGUAGAAGAACAAAAUUCAAACCAUGUCAUACAAAGCCUUGCCCUCCAGGACAACCAAGUUUUCGAGAACAACAGUGUUCAUACUAUGAUGGGCAACAUUUUAAUCUCAACAAUCUACCUCCUAAUGUUAGAUAUGUUCCAAAAUAUAGUGGAAUUCAAAUACAAGACAGAUGUAAGUUAUUUUGCAGGGCAUCUGGUACUGCUCAUUAUCACCAGCUAGCUAAAAUGGUUGUUGAUGGCACACCAUGCGGGCCAGAUACUGAUGACAUAUGUGUUCGUGGUUUAUGCAGGAAAGCCGGAUGUGAUCAUGUAUUGGGGUCAUCUACUCGAAAAGAUAAAUGUGGUAUAUGUGGUGGCGAUGAUUCCUCUUGUAAAGCAAAAUCAGAUACUUAUAAUAAAGCUAUAUUUGGAUACAACACAGUUGUUCAAAUACCUUCUGGUGCUAAAAAUAUAGAAGUCAGUCAGCAUGGUUAUAAAAACCAAAUUGAUGAUGAUAAUUAUUUAGCUCUUAUGAAUAGCAACUAUCAAUAUAUAAUGAAUGGUAAUUUUGCUGUUAGUAUGUACAGAAGAUUUGUAGAAGUAGCUGGAGCAGUUAUUGAAUAUAGUGGUUCUAACACUACCAUUGAAAGAAUUAAUUGUUCUAGAAAGAUAGAAGAAGAUAUUAUUGUACAGGUGUUGUCUGUUGGUAGUUUGAAUCCCCCAAGGAUUAGAUAUACUUACACCGUCCCAAUUGUAGAUAAUGCUGUCAUCUAUGUAUGGGAUCGUUAUGGUCCAUGGAAACAAUGCUCAAAACAAUGUAAUGGAGUUAAAGAGAGAGUCAUUCAUUGUGUGGGAGCAGAUGACAGAGGAAAAGUAGAAGAUCAUCACUGCAACGCCCAAUCUAAACCACCUGCUCUUCAGGCACCUUGUAACGCAAAAUGUAUUCCUGUAUGGCAAACUGAAAUCACAACUGCAUGCUCAGUUCGUUGUGGUACUGGUAAACAGCAUCAAGUGAGCGUAUGUACAAAUUCACGAAAUAAUAAUACAAUUUCUGAAGAACACUGUGAUUUACAACCAAAACCUUUGGAAUAUGUUGAAUGUGAGGGUAGUUGUCGUCAAACGCACUGGGAAUACGGUAGUUGGUCUGAGUGUUCUGUCACAUGUGGUGGAGGAAGAAGUAAUAGAAGAGCCAGCUGCCUAGAAGAUACUGGUGCUGAACUGAGUGACAGUGAAUGUGAUAUAUCUCAACAACAAAUAAUCACGACAUCAUGUCAGGAACAGAAGUGUCCUUACUGGGAACAUACAGAUUGGUCAACAUGUUCAGUGACAUGUGGAGCUGGUGAGAGAGUUCGACAGUUGCAUUGUAUGUAUGGUAACGAUUAUGUUGGUGAAAUAGAAUGUGAGCAAGCCACAAUGCCAGCCAGUAAAGAAGCAUGUGUUUUAGAAGACUGCCCUGUAUGGAGAUACAGUACAUGUUCAGUUACAUGUGGAAGAGGAUAUAAACUGAUUGAAUGUUGUGCUAGUGAUGGUACCAUACUUGAUGAAGAACACUGUAGUCCUGCACUCAUACCUACAAUGGAAUGUAACCGACCUGCAUGCCCUGAUAAUGUGCCAACAACAAUUACUAGUCAGCUUUUAAUAAGGAAAUCACCUAGAGUCACACAGUGGAGAACUGGAUCCUGGACACAAUGUUCAAAGACAUGCGGAGUUGGUAGCAAGGAGCGAUAUGUCAGCUGUCGUGACAGUGAAGGCAAAGGAGCAGAUGACAGAGAAUGCAUUGAUUCUGAAAAACCACCAUCCAAAGAAAGUUGUCAAGUUCAGCCUUGUCCUUAUUGGAGAACUGGGGAAUGGCUUCCAUGUCCAGUUACAUGUGGUUCAGGCAUAACCAGUCGUUAUGUGGCAUGUGUUCAAGAAAAUGGUGAAAUAGCUAUAACUGAAACCGAUUGUGAUGUAUCACAAAGACCUAGCUCAGAACAAAAGUGCAAUACCCAUCAAUGUAUGAUGAUCAGUGAUGAAAUAGUUGUGGCAAAUGUAUUUAUCAGUAACAUUAAAGUGGCACAUACAAGUCAUUGGAGAACUGGGCCCUGGGGAUCAUGUUCAAGUACUUGUGAUCAGGGUUGGAAAAGACGUGUUGUAGUUUGUCAAGAUGAAAAUGGUGAUAUUAGUUCCUGUGAUGAGUCACUAAAACCAACUGAUAUUGAUGUAUGUGAUGCAGGUCCAUGUCCUACUUGGAACUUUGGCGAAUGGGGAACUUGUUCCAGAUCUUGUGGUGGAGGCACCAAAUCUCGUAUUGUACAGUGUCAGACGUAUAAUGGCCAGCCACUGAAUGACCAUGGAUGUUACCCUGUAGAGAGGCCGCCAGACACCAUUCCUUGCAAUGUAGGAGAAUGUCCUUCAUCAACGGAAUGGUACAGAAAUGACUGGUCACCGUGUUCAGCUACAUGUGGCAGAGGACAAAGAUAUCGUGCAGUUUACUGUAUUGACAGUGAAGGCAGAGAUCUACCAGAUGAGCUAUGCCAAAGUGAGAAACCUAAACAGUCAAGAGGAUGUCGUGUAAUGAAAUGUCCAAAAUGGAAGUCAGAACCCUGGAGUAAGUGUUCAGUUAAAUGUGGAGAAGGUGUGAAGACAAGAGAAGUAAAAUGUACUAAAGAUAGAUACCGUACAGGGAUUUCUGAAUUGUGUGACCCAAGAAAGAAACCAAUUGAUACACGCAAAUGUAAAAAACCUGAUUGUGUCACAUAUACAUGGAGGACUGGUAGGUGGUCACAGUGUACAAGGUCUUGCAGCGGAGGUAAAAGACACAGAGUUGUUCAUUGCAUUGAUAGUAAAGACCAGCUUGUAGAAGAUAGAAAGUGUGGUAAAAAAAGACCCAGGAACUCAAAGAAAUGUAAUUCCCAAUCUUGCCCUGGUCCUACAGUUAUAUGGACCAAUGGCCAGUGGUCUGAAUGUUCACAGACAUGUGGACAGGGUCACCAAUCAAGACGAGUGUCUUGUAAGAUACUCAGCAAAGGAGGAUGGCCUGUACCAGGAGACACUACAGGAUGUGAAGUGAGUAAAAAGCCAUCAGCAGUCAAAUUAUGUAAUCUGGGUGAAUGUGACGCUAGCAAUCAUUGGAUAGUAGGAAUGUGGAGUGAAUGUUCUAGGAGUUGUGGAAUUGGAAUAACACAAAGAAAAGUACAAUGUACAGGUAGAAGUGGGGAAACUAGAUUAGAAAAUAUGUGCCGUCCUCCUGCUGUCAAACCUGAAAGUUUCAGAACAUGUGAUAGUGGACCAUGUUUACCUGGAAGUUGUCAAGAUGUUAAAAAGAUGAAAGGUGUUACCAAGGACAGUGAAUAUCAAAUCUUAGUGCAUGGAAGACUGUUACAGGUGUACUGUUAUAAUAUGAUAUCAGAUAAUCCAUCCGAAUAUCUUACACUGCCAGCUGGUGAAGCUGAAAAUUUUUCAGAAAUUUAUCCAAAAACUUUAUUAGAGCCCAAAAAGUGUCCAGAUAAUGGGAACAGGAAUUAUGACUGUGCUUGUACUGUUCAUGGUCAUCCAGAAUCUGGAUUUUCAUCAUUCACUAAAAUCAGAAUUGAUAUAAAUACAUUAUCAGUUCUUGAUGAUGAUUCCAAGUUCUCAACAACGAAAAUUGGAAUCUUUGUCCCAUUUGGUACUGCAGGUGAUUGUUAUAGUUACGCUAAUUGUCCACAGGGACAUUUCAAUAUUAAUUUAACUGGCACUGGUUUAGCUGUCACUGCCGAAACAAGCUGGGAUACUGCUGGUACAGCUGUCACCAGAAAUAUUUUCAGAGAAAAGAAUGGUCAAAUAAUACGUGGUAGGUGUGGUGGUUAUUGUGGUAAAUGUUUUCCAGACAGGAUGAGUGGAUUACAACUUGCAUUCCUUUCAUGA
Molecule: messenger RNA, 5626 nt
Organism: Saccoglossus kowalevskii
Lineage: Eukaryota; Metazoa; Hemichordata; Enteropneusta; Harrimaniidae
Product: A disintegrin and metalloproteinase with thrombospondin motifs 9
Biological process (GO): extracellular matrix organization; proteolysis
Cellular component (GO): extracellular matrix
Molecular function (GO): zinc ion binding; metalloendopeptidase activity
Source: RefSeq, a predicted model, not a curated record